This is a messenger RNA of Syngnathoides biaculeatus (alligator pipefish), 8711 nucleotides long. It is a transcript of the gene ofcc1, whose product is annotated as orofacial cleft 1 candidate 1. Lineage: Eukaryota; Metazoa; Chordata; Actinopteri; Syngnathiformes; Syngnathidae. Bases 93 to 2432 code for a protein of 779 amino acids. The record is from RefSeq and is a predicted model, not a curated record. Gene Ontology annotation, cellular component: perinuclear region of cytoplasm. The transcript is spliced from 15 exons.
GCCACUGUGAGGAGGUUGCACAGGCACAAUCCAGAAUAAACACACAAGCCCACUGUAGCAACAAUACCCUUGAAAGCUUGUCCCACCGAGUUAUGGGGGAAGGCCAGAAAGCCAUGUGCAAAUAUGGACAGAUGACUGAACUCCCAGAAUCCUCUUUUUCGGUGUCCCGAUGUCACUUGCAGAUGCACAAAAGUACAACUCCUCAGCCUGUGGAGGUGUUUGUGCAUUGUCUCAGGGCCACCAGAGACAAGGUUCCCAAGGGUCUCUACAGUGUCACUGUAGCCCUUCACAGCCAUCUUGGGGGUCAGUCACUUGCUUGGAAAAAUGACAAAGGGCUACAAGAGUGGAUGGCAUCAACUGACCCAAUUGAACACCAGGGUUGCUUCUACAACAUAAACCUUCAUAUCAACCAGAAUCUCUUCAUGAUCUUACCUCCAGCCUGUGAGAUUACCCCUUCCAUGGUCCUAAUGUUCCAACUGACUGCUUCACCAGGACAGAGUAGCUACAUGAAAUCUGCUCUGGCUUGGGGAGCAUUUCCUAUUUGCGGACCGAGCCUCGACCUGGUCCAAGGCAGGUACAAAACCCCACUGCUGAGAGGAGAGCCCAACAUGCAAGUGGACCAGUUUCAAAAAAUAGAAGCACUCAUCUCCACUGAUCUAGAUCACUGGCUGUGCAAUAUGUACUUUCAGAUAAGGAGACUCCCACCAGAAGCACCUGGGGCAUCAGAGUGCUUUGUCACCCAACAGAUGCGAUCUUUAAACGGCCCUGUCAUGCUCCACCGCCCUGUCCAGCACAGACAACUGGAACCCCAGGCUCCUUCCAGGUCCAAAGUUGAGCUACAGCCAAUCUAUCCCCAGCUGAACCAGUGCUAUGCCGGCCAUAACAAUAGUGCAGGAGAGCCCCCGCUGGUGCAAUCUCCCCAGGGCUCUCCCCUCCACCUGUCAGAUGAUUCUGCUUGCUCCUCAUCAUCUCUUCCAGGUAAGGAUCCUUCUCGAGGAGCCAAUUCUGGAAAUGGAGGAGCCAAGAGACAUCCUCAGAGGAAGAAUGAAGAAGAUGCCAUUCACUUGAAGAAGAAGCCAAUCAAGAAGACAAAUAGCAGCGGCCCCAGCAUGAGCGGCGGCGGCAGCAGCACAGGCAAACAAAAGAUGCAGCCUUCAGUGCAGAACCUUGACAUGGAGGAGUUGGAGAAGUACACAUUCUCCUUGCUACCUCCACAGGGUGUUUUUCCUCAACUGUCCAACCCAGUCCACUUGGCCCUUUCCAUGCUGCCAUCUGAGUUAGGCCUGAUAUUGCUGCGGCAACACCAUAACCAACAACAACAUCAACAACGUGGUAGCUGGCGGGACUCUGUUUUGCAGCUCGUCCUCAUUAUGUUGCUGCUGGCUUUGAUGUGGUUUGUGAGGCUCUACCUGCAUUACUGCAGCCAGUGGCUCUACCUUCAGGCCAUAGCAGUUCCUGUCAACAAAUUUCGAUUCCAUGCGCACACUGUGGACCUCGUGUACCAGAGUUCUCUGCUGCACACCCGCGAGGAGCUGGCCAUGGUGGUGGUGGGUCCCCUGACCUUGAAUGCAGUAAUGUUCCUGCUGGUUCUGAUCAGAUGGGGCUGUCAACAGAUAUUUGGCUCACUCCCUUCCUUCACGUCAAAGUUUAUCAUGGCUCAGGGAGUGUGGACAGUCCUGCACCCCCUGGCAGUCCUUGCAGUGGAUGCUGUCCUUGGGCAUCUAUCCUACAGCCCAGACAGACCAGUGGGGGAUGCUGCCAAACUUUUCUGGCACUUCCACAGAAUCGACCAAUCUGGCGCAGCUGGGGUGGCCAUCACUGUCUUCCUUUACGCAGUCAUCUUUCUUCUGUCCAUUACCAUCCUUGGCAUUUACUUGCUUAGAUUUCACAACAAUGGCCGCAUGCUGGACAUCUUCCAAAGGCUCACAGCCAAGGAAGGGACUUACUUCCUACCUCAAGACUUGGAGCUGUCCAAUCAGGAGCUUAGCUACAUCAUCAAGAAGGCAGAGCAAUGGAGGGGCUUUAACGGCGAGAGGCGCAAGGUGAUAGUCUAUGACUAUAUCUCGACGGCAGCAAACCCAUUGGCUGGUUCUGCAACCUCCAUAGAUGACCCAAAUAGGGAGCCCUCUCGCCUACCACAGGGAGGGACAACCACCCAUGUGGCCAUCUACACGCUCUACGUGAGCGGGCUCAAGCAAAGAUACAGACAUUUCCUCAGACAACCAGAUGGGACCAUCGUUGAGGUGAUUGGUGACCUGGAAGACUUAGACAAUGCAACCUGGAUGGCAUCCUUUGCAGGCCAGCGAUCAGGACCUCAGAGGACGCAUCAGGACAGCUCUGACAUCACCCACCUGUUAUCGAAAAGACGUGAGGUUUUUGGAUGGUGCCCUCGUGUUGUGCCAGUAGGAGGGAGCAGGUAUGACUCCAGUUAAGCACAAGACCCCAACCAAUAAGAAUAAAGCAAGGGGUGAAAAGGUUUGAACACUACACUCCUGUCACAUAACUCACUUUGACUUAGAGUGUGAAAUAUGUGUUUAGCUUUGUCAGUAUUUAUCAUUUUAGUGACCCAACCACAUCCAGGUAUGUAUCCAUGGAUGUAUAAAUCCAUUGAUCUCCUAUAGUGCUGCUCCUCAGAAGGGUAAUCGGAAAGAGAAUUUACAGUCUUCAAUGUUUUAUGUUAUUGGAAUGUUAGAAGAAGCUGUGCUAGCUGCAGAAAACCGACACAAGCAGAGAGAAUUUGCAGACUCCACACAAGAGCUGAGAUCUCUCAACUAUUUGCCAGAUAUUCUAACCGUUACCUCAUCAUAUGUGCUGCGAGUUCAGCUACCGAACAUCCUUCCACGUCCCCUUUUGGGCACCAAGGCUCUCACCGGCCAGCGAGAUUGUUCUUCAUUCCACCAUGGUUGACAGCAUCACUGACACCAGCACCUGUGACAGAGGCUUCCAACAGUGGUACCUUUUCUUAUGAAAAUAAUUAUUUCCCAAAGUCAUUUCGUAUUGUGAACUUUUCUUAAGUAGAAACGCUUUUGACAUGUAAAUAGUCUAAUCUUCUCCAAGAGCCCUCCCUGCCCCAAAAAAUAAGCAUUCAAAGUAGAUGAUUUAAUAAGAAUAAAAAUUUAUGUUCAUUUAUCUUUGUUGUUGGGUGACUAUGUGAAGAAGAGGGUGAGUGAGAAGCAAAAGGAAUUGUGGGGGAUGGAGAAGGAGGCAAACAUUUUGAGACCUGAACAUACAAAACAUACGUACGAAUGUACGUAUGCACACAACUUAAUUCCACUAAAGUUUCUUGGGGCCCGUUGUAAAGAAAGAUGCACAAACUUGCAAUAACACCAACAAAAAACUCACAAAAAAUUCUACUUUGCCAAUGUGCGCUAGCCGGUGACAGAGUCUGAUUCGGUGACACACGAAUGUUGAAGUGAAACGAAAUGGGUUAAUAUGGCUAAAGUUUGAUGUCCCUCCUAGCCAAUGGGAUGCCAGGAAGAUACGAUGGCAAUACUCAAUGGGAAAGUAGCUCUUUCACGCCACUUUCAAACCAACUUAUAGAAUGUUUACAUUCAGUGAAAUUUGGGGGCUGAGAAUCCAGUGCCUAUUUUUGCAUUUCAUAUGCAAUUUUUCUUCGCAACUAGAGACAAUGUUUUUCCGAGGAGGCGUUUCGUAACCUGAAGUUUUUAUUAGACAUUUGUAAGUACAGGUACCACUGCACUCACUCACCUUAUUCUUCUUGUCAUCUGAUUAUUGCAUACCACCUUUGAGUGUCUUGAGAAGCACUUUAGAAAUUUAAUGUAUGAUGAUGAUGAUCAUUAUUAUUAUGAGACAAAAAUCUUUAAUAAUUCCAUUAGAAACACAGGGGUAGUAUGUAUAUUUAAAUGUUUUAUUUUCAUCUUUUUAUUUUUUAUUCUUUUAAACAAAUCCCUUAACCUCCCUGCUGGUUCCGCUUCAGAUUCCCUUACACUGCGAAAUGAAACUCGCAUGUCGGUCUCUUGUCCUCUCAUGAAUUUUUGUGUUUAUAUGCACUCUAUGGAGACAUCAUCUACUCAAGCCCUGUAUGUGCACUUGUUCCCAUGUGCUUGACUGACUCACCAUUAACCCUUGGAUUGAAGAAAUGGCUGCUAGUGAAAGCUGUGUGAGGACGUCAGGACAAUCGUUUAAAAUCACUCAUGAGUAUGUUCACUGCGUAGUUCAUUGUUCCUUGAGCAAAUAAAUCACUCAUCGUUAGUAGUACUUUGCUCCUUAGUGGCUCACGAAGAAGUUCAAUGAACAAAUCACUCUGUAGUUCUUCAGUACAUCCGUACAUUCAGUUCGAUGAAGUCCCUCCCCUGAAUGAUUCACUCUUCACUUCUUCAGUUCUUGAAUACAUGAGUACACAAGCACAUUCUGUUCAUUUAAGUCCCUUACUGAACACAUCACUCUUCAAUUCUUCGGUACACCAGUACAUUUAGUUCAAUUAAGGCCCGCACCCACUUAUACACUGGCUUUGCAUUAGUGAUUUGGAAAAUAUUCAGAAGUGAGUGACAGAAACUUCAGCAGUUCCGUUUUGCCUCAGAGCUGACUCGCUCACAUAGCUUCUGCGCAUGUACUCAUUGUGACUACACUAAAAGCUCCCCAAUUAGCCAGCUAGCUAGCUGUAGACAUGGCUCUUAUCAGUUGUUGAAGAUUACAACCAGUGAAAGAGUCCAUUUUAACUUUGACCUUGACAGAGUGAGGAAAGAAAAACUCUCCUGUAUAGCGACACAAUUAAAACUCAUUUAUAGAGAUCGUGCACAUGACAUCAUCGUUUCCACAGACCCAUAUUGCCAGUCAAACAAAGGUGCUCUACAGUGCGGGAGUUGUUCAGCCGGAGCAGAUUUUUCACAAUGCCCGAGACCGUGUGUGUGCUGUUGGCUGUCACAAUUGACAAAACAGUUCUUCAAAUAGAUCAUUUUAUGGAAUAGCAGCUGAAAAGAUGAGAAAAGAUCGAUGGAUUUCAGGAUGGAUGGUGCCCAACAAAAUACACGUGCUUGUGUAGCAAUCAUUCCAUUUGAGGUACAAAUCAUUCUUCUCAAUCUCAUAUUAUCAAGAAGUAUUCAUAACGACAAGUUGACUCAUUUCUGAACAAUACGUAUUUAAAAAUAAGAUUAAAUCGUCUGUCACAGAGAGGUUUACAGAGGUAAGCGUGUGGCAGAAAUACGCUUCCGUGUACGGAGGCUCAAUUUUUUUUUCCAAUCGUAGUUAAUGAAUCCGAGUUUGUGUAAAACCAGCCAUUUAUUUAAAUAUUGGUACUGGGGCCUCCACUCCCUGAGAAGGGUUGCGUCAGGAAGGGCAUCCAGCGUAAAAAUUGUGCCAAACAUAUAUGUGCAUUCAUCUGAGAUGACACGCUGUGGCGACCCUGAAAGGGACAAGCAGAAAGUAUUGAAAAAAUCUAAGUGGGUCCAUUACUAUGUGGGAUUUAUUCUUGAUUGAGAAUAGAUCCAGCAAUUGUAUUGUAAAAUUAAAAGCAAUUGUAAAAGUAUUUGUAUGCGUCUAGACUGCAUUUUCAAACUCUUCUGUGUAAAUCUCGACAAUUUAUUCACCAGAUACAUGUGUAUAUCCAGUUGUCCAAGACAAGCGGAAGCGAAUUAACAGUCAAAUUUCUUUAUCGGUGAAAACAUCGACUUUGGCAUUAAAUAUCGAUCCUCUUUGCCAAAUGUCUCUAAUUUUUGUUUAUUAUCUAAAUGUUUAACGGUAUUGGACAAAAAACUCUGGGUGUCGCGCUAUAAGAUGUAUUUCCAGUUCGUCUCAACUUAACUUUCAACAAUGUUUUGGUUGACUGGCAAUAUGGUAGCGUAAACACAAAAUCACAUGAUUUUAUAAUGUAGGUGCACGAUUUCUAUAGGUCAAAAUGUGCCAGUAUAUGCUAUUACUGUUUUGAAAUAAAACGGCACUUUCAUCUGUUGGAUGACAAUUUAGGAAUAGGACAAGAAGAAAAACAAACCAAAUUGAUUUGAUAAUUGCUAGUUUACUGUAUGUUGUCAUAAAUAGCAAGUAAGGAAAAACACACCACUUCCAAGCCUUAGUAACUACAGUGAAGAAAAUAAAUAUUUGAACACCCUGCUAUAUUGCAAGUUCUCCCACUCACAAAUCUUGGAGGGGUCUGAAAUUUUAAUCAUAGGUGCAUGUCCAAUGUGAGAGAGAUAAUCUAAAAAGAAAAAUCCAGAAAUCACAAUGUAUAAUUUUUUUAAUGAUUUGUGUGAUACAGCUGCAAAUAAGUAUUUGAACACCUGAGAAAAUCAAUGUUAAUAUUUGGUACAGUAUCCUUUCUUUGCAUUACAGAGGUGGCAGAAAUGAAGAUGUUGAGGUUCUCACUUGGUCUGAACAGGUUGGAUAUGAUUAGAAUUGAGCUCAUUAGAGGAACAGCCAAAGUUGGAUGUUAUGGAGAUAAGGUGAGAGAGAGCAGACUUCGAUGGUUUGGACAUGUUCAGAGCCAAGAGAGUGAGUAUAUUGGUAGAAGGGUGCUGAGGAUGGAGCUGCCAGGCAAAAGAGCGAGAGGAAGACCAAAGAAAAGGUUGAUGGAUGUUGUGAAGAAGGACAUGAGGAUAGUGGGUGUUAGAGAGGAGGAUGCACGAGAUAGGCUUAAAUGGAAAAAGAUGACACGCUGUGGCGACCCCUAAUGGGACAAGCCAGAAGAGAAAGAAGAAGAAGAUUAUCGUUCUUACAGUGGACAUGCACCUCCGAUGAAUAUUUCAGACCCUUCCAUGAUUUUUAAGUGGGAGAACUUGCAAUAUAGCAGGAUGUUCAAAUACUUAUUUUAUUCACUGUAUCUUAUACUUCUAGACAUACACAUAAAGCUAAUUUGGGAAUUUUGCAAGGUGUAUUGACGCUGCAAGGAUCUUAUUGAUUACCAGCAGCUAAGUAACGUGCCUCCAACCUUGUAAUCCACCAGUGAAAUGCAUUUGUUAUCCAUUUCACUAACACGAAUAAUAUAAAAUAUCAAUAAAAUGUAAGAUUUUUAAUGAAAUAAUGAAAUUAGUUCAAUUAAUUUACUAUUUUAAAAUAGAACUCAGGUGAAGGCUCCUAUACAAAAAUUUGUACUUGAUGUCAUGUAUUCAUGUGGAAUGAAAUGCUGAAUGGACAAAUACUUUCAGAUAGCAAUGAUAUUUAUAUGCUAUAGACAAAAAUUAAACCCAAUUCCAAGUCGAAGAAAGACAUUUGGCAAAAACUUGUUCAUGCAACUUGGCAAAUGUAACAAAUGUAAAAGUUACUUAUCUCAAAUUAAGUAACUAAAACAUCACUAUUGGCUUCCCUAGCAGGUUAAUAAUCUAGCCAUCUUGAUUUGUAUUGAAUAUGUCUGCUAGUCAGUGCUUAGCGUAAUGAAGUGGCUCACAAAUCAGGCCAUAAUGGCCGGCUACUUACACAUAGUGCGUAAUUAAAGGCUAUGAUCUUAUUAGCACGUGUCACAGCCACGGUGCAAAGGGAUGAUGGGGAUCAGGGGUAGAUGUGGUAGAGGGCCAGUCUUUAAAGAUUUUAUAGAUUGCUAAUCUGCUGUGCUAAACUAAAGUGCAAUAACCUGACAGUUCUAUUUAUGGUGAUUCUCUCCCUUAUUGUGAGCCAUUACAUAACAUGUCCAUUUUGGGUGUUUGUAUGACACUACUUUGGCCUUUGUUGUCUAAUUCUCAACCUUCAAUGUAUUGACAUAAAUAAACAGAAACUCAGCAGCAGAAUCAUUUACAGAAGUGGUGUGGCUAAAAUGGUGUCAAGGCAUCACCAAACAUCCAAUCACAAUGCAGUAAUAUCAUCUGUUAUGCUCCUUGCUGUGGAGCAGCACAAUACCUAAGCAUCAUUCUCAGAAUUCAAAUGGUAACUUUAGAUGAAUUGCAUGAUUGUGUGAAUUUUGAGUCAAAUAUUUGCACUAAUCAGAAUCAGAAUCCGCUUUAUUGGCCAAAUGUGUGACAACAUAUAAUUAAUUUGUCUCCGGCAGUCGGUGCUGCCCUGAUACAACAUUCAGAACAAAGAACAAGCAAACUAAAAAGAACAAACAACAAGAGACAGGAAAAUAAAAAUAUUCAAUUUUAUGUUCAACAUUAAAUGGAGAACAAUGAGGAAAUACAAAAGUUGGAGUUUGUAUUUAUUCGUUAGUGUAGUUCUAGCAUUAAGACAUAUUGUUGUGCUAGACAGAAAAAAACGUUGUACGUCUUGUCCUUUGAGGAAAGCCACAUCUAAAAAAGCAAAAGUUGUCCCAAUUCAAGAACUUACAUUAGGAACAUUUAGCAAAGAUACUCCCUCCCACAGAAUAGAUGACAAGAUGUUCUUGCCAGUCUCCUUCUUAUACCUUCAUCACUCCUCACGUAUCAUUUGUCAUACCAAGUUAGAUUCCCCCCCUCCUUCCGCAAUGAUAUUGCCAGCAACACCCUAGUCUCUACCUCACUGUUCUGUUUGUUACAGUUUGGUGUAUGAGCACUUUUUGGAAUAUCAAUUUAACCCUCUAUCUGGCUGUAUUUUAUGUAUGUCUGUGAUUAUGGGUGUAAGAACUUAAACUGGUGAGAAAGUCCAACUUAUUCUGAGGGAGUUCAAUGUAAUAACAAGGGACCUUUGUGAAAACUCCAUCAUAUUGCUGUCAUUUUUUAUUUGUGUGUUAAAUUUGUAUUGCAUCUAUUGUAGACAUUUUAUUAAUUAGUGAUCUGCAAUUUGGAGAAAAUUUCAUGAGCGUGUAUUCCAACUGAAUUUAGCCAGAAUAUUAUGCGAGUUUGACAAUAGUGCAG